Molecule: messenger RNA, 1370 nt
Organism: Oncorhynchus gorbuscha (pink salmon)
Lineage: Eukaryota; Metazoa; Chordata; Actinopteri; Salmoniformes; Salmonidae
Product: fibroblast growth factor-binding protein 2-like
Exons: 2
Coding region: 149-781 (210 amino acids)
Biological process (GO): cell-cell signaling
Molecular function (GO): growth factor binding
Source: RefSeq, a predicted model, not a curated record
CCCGCAUUUGCAAAUAGUAGCAGACACUACGGUUCCAACAUGGUCUUUUGAUCUCGGAGCAUCCCGUUUUGAUUCCCUUCGGCGUCUUACUGAUGCUUGGCUGCACUUGAAUAAAGAACCCUUCAAGUAGCACUAAUCACCACCAAACAUGAGGUUCCUGUGGUCCCUGUUCUUCCUUCUGUGCCUUCGUGUCCUACCCAACACCGAGGCCAAAUACCAGAUCUCCGACGACAAGACGUUGCAGCUCCCACCACCAUUGGCAGGCAAGAUGCCCAAGAACUCUGUAACAAGCUCAGGAGGGUUCAGCACAAAGGUUGGCCAUAACUGUACUUGGGGUACGUCUGGGGAGGGCGUGGUGAAUCUGCUGGUCAGCUGUAACUCCGGGGCGCAGACCUACUGGUGCCGCUACACUGGACAGCCAGACUUGUGCCAAGCCUACAGUGACAGGAAGGCACAGGUCAAGCACUGGAAACAACUGGUGGGCAAGCUGAAGAAGAGGAACAACGCGUGCAAAGGGGAGAAAGUGCUGAAGACCCCCACCUGCAAGGCCCCCAUGGACUCCCACAUGAAACUCAAAGAGAAGGGGAACAGUGGAGGAGAGAAGGAUCCAUUGCCCCUGGCUCCUGAAAUGGUAGAGAAGGAGGAGAAGAAAGAGGAUAGGACUCUGUUGGAGGAGAGGAAUUGGGAUGGAGAGAUAAACGACAUGGAGCCAGUGGAGAAUUACUGUGCCGAGGGAUGGCAUUCUGUCUGUUCUUUCUUUGUAAGCUUUUUUGAAGGUUAAAGUCUUUAAGUGUUUCUAAGGUUAAACAAAGGACAAAUCUGAUAAACUCAGUUGGUUGAAAAACUCCACCUCUAUAUCUGGGCUUACUUCUUUGCUAUGUAAACAAAAAUGGUUUGUCUGAAGCGAUAUAGAGACGAAAUAUAGGCUUCAUAGGAAUGUUUUGGGUUGUGUAUUUUAUUGUGAACUAAUAUUUGCUAUUGUUCUUUUGUAGUCACUAGACUUGUAUCAGAUUUCUAUUUUUGAACUUUAACACAGCAUACAAAAUUACACCUGUGAAUGAACUGUACUAUAUAAAUAUUCAACAUUUGUUUUAUUAGUUUAAUAAAUGAUCACAGAUGAUAUGGUUAUUUUUGAGAAGCAGUUAAUUAGAAGGACUAUAUGGAUGAUAUAGUUAUUUAUAUUGUCAAGUUGGGGAAAUACUGUAAUACUUGAUACAAAAUUGCAAUAGUAUUGACAAGAUCUUUGUGCUGUGGUGUAUACACUUGAGGAUAACAAAUUAAUGGUAAUGAGCAUGAAUAGAAUAAUAUUGAGAACCUUUCAUGUUUUUUCCCCAUAGUUUAUCCCUUGAUAUUAGUUGCCAGAAAAUAAA